AAAACCAUGUUCUGGAUUAGCAAUCAUGGAUCAUUAUUCAAUAAAAAAAAAAGCUCAUGGCAUAAUUUAUUUGUUAUUAUUUCUCUGAUUGUUCAUAAUCCAACCCAAUAUUUAACACUAUAAUUUGUUUUAUGUAUAUACUAUUUCUACAAUCGGCUGCAAAACUCUUGGUUUGUAUAAACUAUUGUAUCAAUUGGUAAAUAAUGAUUAUGAUAAUUAAUGAGGUAUGAUUGAGGUGAGGCAAGGAAAAUUGUGUGAGUGUUUUACACUAUAUUUUAUCAUUACUUUAUUGUCUUUAUUCUGCUUUAAUCAUUUACAAGUUGCAUUAUUGGUGUUUGCAGUUGAGCAAGAGGCAGAAGGAUGUUCAGUGGAGAGUGAACCGGAGAUGUGGCCUUCAAACUGCAGCACAUCUGAAACUGCCAAUGCAACAGAAGUGGGUGGACUGAAUGCACAUUUAAUCUCUCCCAUGGAAGAGUGCACUGAGCCAUCUGUGGCUGGCAAAAAUAUCAAGCUCUACAGCUGUGCUGACUGCAGCUAUAAAACUCCAUCGAUCACUCAUUGGAAGAGACACAUGACGAAACACACUAGGGAAAAGACUUUCAGUUGUGAGUUAUGUGACUAUAAAUGUGCUAGAUCUGGUACUUUGAAGGAACAUAUCAGAACACAUACAGGAGAAACACCUUUCAGCUGCGAGUAUUGUGACUAUAAAUGUACUCAAUCUGGUACUUUGAAGGAACAUAUCAGAACACAUACAGGAGAAACACCUUUCAGCUGCAAGUAUUGUGACUAUAAAUGUGCUCGAUCUAGUGCUUUGAAGGAACAUAUCAAAACACAUACAGGAGAAACACCUUUCAGCUGCGAGUAUUGUGACUAUAAAAGUGCUCUAUCAGUAAUUUGAAGAAACAUAUCAAAACUCAUACAGGAGAAACACCUUUCAGCUGCGAGUAUUGUGACUAUAAAUGUGCUCGAUCAAAUGAUUUGAAAUCACAUAUCAGAACACACACAGGAGAAACACCUUCAGCUGCAAGUAUUGUGACUAUAAAUGUGCUGGAUCAAGUAAUUUGAAAAAACAUAUAAGAACACAUCAUAAAGGAGAAACAACUACUAGCUGAAAAUUUGUGACUUUACGUGUGCUCAUUCAAAUUCAUUUUACUGUGUUUCCUAGUAAGGUGGUCACCAAUAACAGGACAAGUGUGUUGAACAUGUGUGUACACACAAAUGUCGUCCAUACAUUUAUGUGUCGUCACAGCUAAAGGCUUCAAACAACAUUCUUUGAGGUUCUGAGCAAGUAUCGGCUCACACCUCCCCCUCCUCUAUUCAGAUUGCCAGGGUCCCCCUGGGCUGGCGUCUGUGGAGGGGCGGAGUGGGGAUGCUGCUCACAGUGUGGUGUGUGCCGGGGGGUGGUGGGGACGGCUGGGCUCCUCGCGGUGUUGGAUGUCCUCCACAUACACCACAGUUGUCAUAUCACAACACUGAAAUUCUCUCCUUUCUAAGGGUACAACCACACUGAAAGCGGAGCGUGGCGUCAAGGAGUGUCGUGAACAAUAUCAUGUUAAGUAAUGAGCUAAAACACAGUGGAUGCGUCUACUCGCAGAGCGGAGCGUCAAAUUUUGGAACAAGCUAGUUUGUUUUUGGAGCGUCUACUAGCGGAGCGUCAAAGUGCGAGUUCCCCACUAAUGUAAUACUAGUGGUCUACUCUUGUACAUAAUAAUAAACUUGUUCUACUACAUUUUCUACUUCCAUCCAGAUUUUUAAUAUUAUGCUGAUAUUUUGUAGAUAGAAACAUGAUUCUGAUGACUAUAUCGUCAAGAACGUUUACCAUUAUAAAAAUUAAAAAGAUUAAAACAUUGUUCUACAUUUUCUUUUUUUUAAGAUAUUUUCAGAAAUGUUAACACAGUAGGGGAGAAGUGGGAGGCUUGAGACAUUUUCAACAUUUUGUGUCAUAAAUUGAUAUUAUCUCAUGUUUUUUGUCUCAAGGCUCCCUCAGUAGGGGAGGCUUGAGACAAAUGACGGGAGGCUUGAGACACUGAUUGAAAUUUUAAAAAUAAAACCAAUUUCUAUAAAAACUGCAAUAUUUAUUGAGAAACACUUGAUGAAAAACUCAUUUUAGACUGAUAUAGACCAACAGAAUAACUAUUCAAAUUGUAAUUUUUUACAUCAUCGUAAAUUGGUGUAUUUAUUGGUAAGUCUUUUUGAAGUAAUAUUUUCCUCUCCUUGAUCGCAAUAGUGGUACAGUUUUGCAUAUAUCUGCAAAAGAAACAAUUGAUAUUUGUCUUCCACUGCUGGGUAGACAAAUGCAAUACCUUGCUGACGUAGAAAUUUAACUUCAUAUUCAAAUGAAGGAUCAAUCACCUUCUCCACUGAUCCAAUGUAGUGAACGAUAUUUUUUUUACCUGGAAAUUUCACCACUAAAAAGUCUGUUUCUUUUAUUGAUAGAUUCCCUUCCUCGUUUUCAUCAGAUGAUGAAGAUGAAUUAUUAGAAAACAAACUGAUGUCAGACGAGCCUGACUCUUGACACAAAUCAUCCUCAUUUGCAGCUCUUGUAGAUGGUGGUGACCGUGGUGGUACCUUCCAAAUUUCUCUACUCUCCCUCUCUUUCUUCAUUCUCGGUGCACCCAGAUUCAGUUUCCUCUUACACCUCUCUUCAAACUCUCUCUCUCUCUAUUCCCUCUUUCACUGUAGUGCUAGUCAAAAUUCGAGAUUUUCCUUUCUUCCUAUUUACAGAAGGACCUUCCUUCUUACGCUCUCCUGCCUUGGGGAAAGGCAUUAUGACUUCUGGUGAGAUUACACUUUUACUUCUGGCUGAUGACUGCUUUGAAGUUCCAGCACUCAAGGGUUGAGUUGAUGGUGACAGAUGUUGGCAGAUUUCGGCAGAUGUUGGUCCUGAAGAAGGUGAAGCUGAUGAUGUAGGCAUUUCAAAA
This is a messenger RNA of Nilaparvata lugens (brown planthopper), 2921 nucleotides long. RefSeq names its product gastrula zinc finger protein XlCGF17.1-like. Gene Ontology annotation, molecular function: DNA-binding transcription factor activity, RNA polymerase II-specific; RNA polymerase II transcription regulatory region sequence-specific DNA binding. Lineage: Eukaryota; Metazoa; Arthropoda; Insecta; Hemiptera; Delphacidae. The transcript is spliced from 2 exons. Bases 227 to 898 code for a protein of 223 amino acids. Gene Ontology annotation, biological process: regulation of transcription by RNA polymerase II. Gene Ontology annotation, cellular component: nucleus. The record is from RefSeq and is a predicted model, not a curated record.